UCCAAGUACGCUGAGGUGUCCAGAAACUAAUCUCAGCUGCUUCCGCAUAAAAUCCCGAAUAAUCACCCCCAAAAAAUGAUAUUUCCGUGACAAUCAAGCAAUCCCAAGUAUUGUUUACAUCCACCAGUCACGCAUUUGUUGGAGCGAGGCGAAAUCCACCCAGACGCACAACAAAAACAAAGGGAACGGCUGGUUAUUGGUGAGUUUCAGUCGGCCAUAUUUGCCCAGUCGAUUGCAAACAAUAUUCCAGGGGGAUAUUCUCAUCUGGCAGGAUGACGGAAACUAAUGGAGCUCCCAAUUCAAACACAAAAAAUGGAAAUUUCAUUUGUGGCGUUGUGGAAGGAUUUUAUGGAAGACCUUGGACGACGGAGCAGCGUAAAGAUCUCUUUCAAAAGAUGAAGAAAUGGGGGAUGGAUUCGUACCUGUACGCCCCAAAGGACGACUACAAGCACCGCGCGUACUGGCGCGACCUGUACACAGUGGAGGAGGCGGAGCACCUAACGGGCCUGAUAACGGCCGCCCGCGAGAACGGCAUAGCCUUCUACUACGCGCUCUCCCCAGGUCUGGACAUCACGUACUCGAGCGUGAAGGAGGUAACGGCCCUGAAGAGAAAGCUGGAGCAGGUCUCCCAGUUCGGUUGCGUGGCAUUCGCCCUCCUCUUCGACGACAUCGAGCCCGAGAUGAGUGAAGCCGACAAGGAGGUGUUCCAGUCGUUCGCCCACGCCCAAGUAUCAGUGACAAACGACAUCUUCCACCACCUGAACCAGCCAAAAUUCCUGCUCUGCCCGACGCAGUACUGCGCCACGAGAGCAAUGCCCAACGUCUCCACAUCAGAGUACCUGAACACCCUGGGCAGCAAAUUAGCCCAGGAAAUCGACAUAAUGUGGACAGGUCCAAAGGUGAUCUCUCGUCUGCUGACAGUGGAGUCUGUCGAGGAGAUAACCGAAGUUCUCAGACGGUCCCCAGUGAUCUGGGACAAUCUCCACGCCAACGAUUACGACCAGAAGCGAGUGUUCCUGGGUCCAUACUCAGGCAGAUCCCCAGACCUCAUUCCAAAGCUCAGAGGAGUCCUGACGAACCCCAACUGCGAGUACGGAGCCAAUUUCAUUGCUAUUCACACACUGGCGCAGUGGAGCAGGUGCAAUGUCGAUGGAAAACGUGAUCUGAGUCUCAACGACACUGUUUCUGCUGACAUUAAACUGGAGACUGAGACAGAGGACGGAGUUGUGGGUGAAGACGUACCCUCGACACUCUCUCCUAACAUGUACCAUCCCAGACAUGCUUUGAAGAAUGCUAUAAACGAUUGGCUCCCUGAGUUCAGCAAGAAGAAGGCUGCCUGGGGGGUCAUUGCCAAGCCCCAGCCAGCUGUCGCCCCCACAAUUCCCAUCCCAAUUAUUCCCUCGAUCAACACCUGCAUGAGUCUGACCACCACCACCAGCACUGCUGUCGUUUCAGUGGCGUCAGCGCCAGCUAUUUCCAAUGCUAAUCAUCUUCAGGCACUUGCUGAGGUCUGCUCCAAUGUCACUGAGAGCUUUGCACAGCCCCUUCCAGGACCAGUUAUGAAUUCUUUAAUUUCGGAGACGAAAGUCGUCAGUGAACCUGUCAUUCCCAGUGUCAAUGCCCCCAUGGGAAAUUCUGGGGUGCAGAACAGUGGAUCCACUGAGCCCAUGGAUUGUAAUACAACUCCCAGUAAUUCACCUGCUCAUGUGGCAAAAAUUCCUACUGAUGAUGACGCUAUGGUGGAGAAUACUUCCACGUGCAGUGGGACAUCGGGGAGCAUGCAGGUGGAGGUCGAUGGCACUUCUCCCACGAUCAAUGGGAAUCAGAUGAUCGUGGAGAAUGAUUCGGAGAAUCAUGAGGGCGAGGGGGGCGACGGGGGGGAGGUCAAGGAUGUGGAGAAGAGACUCACUGUCGAGGAUCUUUCGUUACUUUGUGAUCUUUUUUAUCUGCCUUUCGAGCAUGGGGGACAGGGAAUUCAGCUGCUGCAGGAGUUCAAUUGGCUCAAGAGCAAUGCUCAUGUGGUCAUCAGGAAGAGCAAGGAGGAGGAGGCUAAUUGUAAAGCUGACGUCGAGGAGUGGCAUGCACGAGCUGCUAAAAUGAACGACAUGUGCAGUUCAGUGAAUCGUUUAUUUCAACGUCUCACCUAUUGCAACAAUCGAGAAUUGCUCUACGAUCUUUACUCCUACAUUUGGGACAUGAGCGGAGUCGUAUCAUUGUUGAAUAGUUAUGUCAAGUGGUUGGCGUUUGGCAGAUUUCCAUCGACGAUGACGACAUUUACCCAGGGGAGCUACACAUGGUUCUCGAAUGGAUGGAAGGAGACGUUCAUGAGUGGAGACCAAGAGCCCUGGGUCUUCAGGGGAGGAUUGACCGCCGAUUUGCAGAGGCUCAUCCCAGUGGACAGUGGGAACGAUUUAUUCAUCUACAAGGCGCCUGAAAUUCCAACUAGUAAAAUAUACACCAUCAGACCUUAUCUGCCAUCAGACGAGGAUGCUGUUUAUGCGGUGUGCAACAGAAUAACUGGAGUCAGUGGAACGUCAGCCGUGGCGGACAGGCUCAUCGGUGGCUAUUUGACCCUCAGCCCAGAGUUUUGUAUGAUUGUGGAGGACGAUGAGGGUAUUGUGGGGUAUAUCGCAGCUUCGUUGAACGUUAAAACGUUUAAUCAGAAGAUGGCUGUGUCCUGGAUACCGGAACUGCAGGCCAAGUAUCCACUGGAGGACAUCACGAAUGAUCUGCCUUCAAGUGUUCAGGAGGCUAUAAGAUAUUUCCAUUCAUUUACAACUGAUGUCCCGGAGCAAUUGGCUCGUCAGCAUCCGUCACAGAUAAUGUGUUCAGUAUUACCUACUGUUACCGAUCAGUCCAUCCCGAAGAGACUGAUAACUUGUAUUCUUGCUGCCUUGAGAGCGAAUGGUUCAUUUGGCGUUCACACAACAAUGUCAUCAAUAGACAAAGAAUCCCACGAGUUUUACGGUAAACUAGGAUUCGUAGAUUACAAUCCCGGCCAGGAUGAGAGCCCGGGUGUCGUCGUCAUGUGCAGAAGCUUCUAACAGAGGGCCAAUUCAUCAGUAAUAUUCGUCAACAAAGUUUACCUCCUCGGACCUGCACCAGACCGAACAGUAGUUUAACUUGAGAGACAAAAAAAACUACAUCUGCGCAAAUUUUUUAAACAAACGGACAAGUUUAGGGUUGAAUUUAUACUGAAACAGGUACCACUCUGGGAGUGAAGUUUCAAUGACUCGAGAAUAACAUGUUUCAAACCCCUGCCAAGUGGAAAUUCAUGGAGAAAGGCAGCUCUCUGUAAAUAAUGUAAGAGAAUUGAGGAAUUUAUCGUGAAUGGUGAAAGGUGCGUGCCUCUUCAUAUCAUUGAUUCAUCAAAAAGUGCAAUAUUCUUUAUUGCUCCUUUAUUUUACACUGAUCUGCACAAGUUUUAUAGGAAAAAUCAUUUACUCGGCAUUUGAGGAUGAAUUGAGUCGUGAUUUUUAUUGGAGAAUAAUUUAAAAGUCGAUUGCUAUGUAAUCGAGAGAUUGAUUGAGCUAUCGUUGGCUUGAGAGUGGUAUGAUUAUGAUGUAGUUUCAGAGGGUACCAGUGAGGAUUAUUUUAUCCAACUUUUAUACUGACACAUCCUGGGGAUGAAUGCUUGUACUUCGAUUGCAUCGAGACCACUGAAUAUCAGAUCAUCCAGACGAACGUUUUUUUUUUCAGUUUCGAGACACAAAUUUGGAGCACAAUUUUUUAGCCAGUUUUUUUAAUUAUUUUUAUUUCGUUUUGGUUUAGUGAUGGGAUGAUGGUCUAGCCAGUCGUCUCGAUACCGUAAACUAUGCAUUGAACACUGUAUGAACUGCUAAUCCUUAUCAGACAACCAUGUGAUCAAUGAUUCAUCUGAAUUAAAAAAUUGUCAAGACUGA
Molecule: messenger RNA, 3902 nt
Organism: Diachasma alloeum
Lineage: Eukaryota; Metazoa; Arthropoda; Insecta; Hymenoptera; Braconidae
Gene: Oga
Product: protein O-GlcNAcase
Exons: 9
Coding region: 273-3044 (923 amino acids)
Biological process (GO): glycoprotein metabolic process
Molecular function (GO): beta-N-acetylglucosaminidase activity
Source: RefSeq, a predicted model, not a curated record